Aspergillus tanneri is the source of this 1488-nucleotide messenger RNA. Its product is annotated as FMN-dependent alpha-hydroxy acid dehydrogenase. The transcript is spliced from 4 exons. Lineage: Eukaryota; Fungi; Ascomycota; Eurotiomycetes; Eurotiales; Aspergillaceae. Gene Ontology annotation, molecular function: oxidoreductase activity; heme binding. The record is from RefSeq and is a predicted model, not a curated record. Bases 1 to 1488 code for a protein of 495 amino acids.
AUGCCUGACAAGAAGCUUGUGUCAGUCCAGCAGGUCUCGCAAAACAAUACCGCAGAGCUCUGCUGGAUUGUUGUUAACAAUCAAGUGUGGGAUGUGACUGAUUUCCUAGAAGAGCAUCCAGGAGGGGCUAGCAUCAUUCUGAAGUAUGCCGGUCGCGAUGCCACCAAAGCCUAUUCCGAAGUGCAUACUCCUGGCCUCCUGAAAUCCAACUUGCCUCCUCACAAGUUCAUGGGCGUACUUGACGAGUCCACAAUUAAUGAUGAAUGGGUAAAAGAGCCGCCCAUGGAGUACCCGCAAGUGGUACUGGAAAAUGAGAAGCCACCGCUAGAGACAUUGAUCAAUUCCUAUGACUUUGAGGUUGUGGCGUCCAAAACCACUAGUAAGAAAACAUGGGCAUUCUACUCCAGUGCCGCGACAGAUCUCAUCACCCGAGACGCAAACAAAUCCUUUUUCGAUCGGAUAUGGUUUCGGCCGCGAGUGUUGCGCAAUGUCCGCUCGGUGGACAUCAAGACCAACAUGCUUGGGAUAGACUGUAGCUUUCCCCUGUUUGUGAGUCCUGCGGCAAUGGCGAAGCUCAUCCACCCAGACGGAGAGUGUGCUAUUACUCGAGCUUGUCAGAACAAAGGAAUCAUGCAGGGGAUAUCCAACAAUUCGUCAUAUACAGUGGACGAAUUGACACAGGCCGCGCCGUCUGCGAACUUUUUCUUUCAACUCUAUGUAAACCGAGACCGUGCUAAAUCGGAAAUUCUCCUUCGACAAUGCUCCGCAAAUCCGAAUAUCAAAGCCAUUUUUGUGACGGUUGACGCUGCGUGGCCAGGUAAAAGAGAAGCUGACGAGCGGGUGAAGGCCGACAAGAGCCUAGUGGUUCCAAUGGCACCGGCCAAGGCGAAGAACGACAAGAAAGGCGGCGGAUUGGGUCGUGUGAUGGCCGGUUUUAUUGACCCUGGACUAACGUGGGAUGACUUGGUGUGGGUGCGAAAGCAUAGCCAUCUUCCCGUGUGUUUGAAAGGGGUGAUGUCUGCAGACGAUGCCAUCCUAGCGAUGGAAGCAGGGCUUGAUGGGAUCCUGCUUAGCAACCAUGGGGGCCGCAAUCUUGACACGAGCCCUCCAUCGAUUAUUACUCUACUGGAACUGCAGAAGCGUUGUCCGGAGAUUUUCGACCGCAUGGAAAUCUACGUGGACAGUGGAAUCCGACGCGGCACGGAUAUUUUGAAGGCAAUUUGCUUGGGCGCGACUGCCGUCGGCAUGGGUCGAAGCAUGCUCUUUGCUACUAACUACGGUCAGGAGGGGGUGGAGCAUCUAAUAGACAUUAUGAGAGACGAACUCGAAACUGCGAUGCGCAACACUGGCAUCACUACCCUUGACGAAGCUGGGCCGGAGCUGGUGAAUACAGGUGAUAUCGAUCACCUUGUACCUCAGUUCCGGCAACAUCCAUACGCUCGGAAGAUCGCCAAAGGACGACGUCUUCCAAGCAUUUCGAAGCUCUAG